AUGGCUUCCGGACUUAGAAAUGUUGUGGUGGUUGGUGGAUCAUACGUCGGAAUUAACGCAGCCAAGGAACUCGCCAACCUAUUGCCUGCAACGCAUCGUCCACGAUUUGCCAUCCUCCCCGAUUAUGAGCACAAGGCAUUCAUCCCGUACUCGGGCGUCUUCAGUGCAUCGCCAAACAAAGACCUACACGCAAUAGUGCAAGCAAAGGUCGUGUCCCUCAAGCCCAAGGAGCUUACCCUGGACCGAGAAUGGCAGGGCUCGAAGCAGCUGCCGUUCGAGUACCUCGUCGCCGCGACAGGCACGCGUCUGGCCUCUCCCGGCUCAAUGCCGUCGGAUGAGAAGGGACCCGCUGUCGAGUACUUGAAGAAGUACAAUCAAGGCAUCAAAAACUCCAAGUCCGUGAUCCUCAUCGGUGGUGGCGCCGUCGGCGUGCAAAUGGCGUGCGACCUCAAAGAAAUCUACCCGGACAAGGAGGUUACGCUGGUUCACUCGCGGGACCAUAUCAUGCCUGUGUACCACGAGAAGCUGAGCGACAUGAUCAAAGACAGGUUGAAGGAGCUAGGUGUGCAGUUUGUCGGCGGCUCACGAGUCAAUAUUCCGGCUGGAGGUUAUCCCCUCGGCGGAACCGGCGAGCCCAUUACCGUGAGCCUCCAGGACGGACGAAAUCUCACGGCGGACUUUGUUGUCCAAGCGACCGGGCAGAUCCCCAAUACACAAUUCCUUCAAGACUUGCCGCCGUCCUCAAAUGAUUCACUCAUCAACCCGAAGAAUGGAUUUAUCCGGGUCAAACCGACGCUGCAGUUCCAAGACCAGGCUUAUCCUCAUCUCUACGCACUCGGAGACGUGGCAGAUUCCGGAGCGCAUAAAGCUGCCCGUCCGGGUGCUGCCCAAGCGGUUGCGGUGGCGAAGAAUAUCCAGGCUAUGGUCGAGGGCAAACAGCCCAGCGAAGAGAUCGUAGUUGGGCCACCUGGGAUCCAUUUGACUUUGGGAUUGACAAAGAACACCAUUUUCAGGAACCCUGACACCAAGGCAGGAGACACUGAGCCGUUCAUCAACCUCAAAGAUGAUGGUAGUGCCGAUAUGAACAUUGAUGGUGUUUGGGUGAGACGAGGAGUCAAAGUUACGGAUCCGAGGGAUUAUCAUUUGUGA
Messenger RNA from Diaporthe amygdali, 1149 nucleotides. Its product is annotated as mid-like nadh. The transcript is spliced from 4 exons. NCBI's taxonomy places the organism in Eukaryota, Fungi, Ascomycota, Sordariomycetes, Diaporthales, Diaporthaceae. Bases 1 to 1149 code for a protein of 382 amino acids. The record is from RefSeq and is a predicted model, not a curated record. Gene Ontology annotation, cellular component: cytoplasm. Gene Ontology annotation, molecular function: electron-transferring-flavoprotein dehydrogenase activity; flavin adenine dinucleotide binding.